Chroicocephalus ridibundus (black-headed gull) is the source of this 1237-nucleotide messenger RNA. Its product is annotated as cytochrome b-245 light chain. The coding region runs from base 105 to 656 and encodes 183 amino acids. The transcript is spliced from 6 exons. Lineage: Eukaryota; Metazoa; Chordata; Aves; Charadriiformes; Laridae. The record is from RefSeq and is a predicted model, not a curated record. Gene Ontology annotation, molecular function: heme binding.
GGGGCGGUGCCUAUGACGAAGAGGGCGUGGCCAGGCCCCCGUUACAUCGUCGCGCCGCGUCCGCUUUCCGGGUCGGGACGAGCCGAACCGGGCCGGGACGAGCCAUGGGGCAGAUCGAGUGGGCCAUGUGGGCUAACGAGCAGGCGCUGGCCGCCGGGCUCAUCAUGCUGACGGGCGGGAUCGUGGCCGUGGCGGGGCAGUUCAAGGGCUGGUACUUCGCGGCGUACGCCAUCGUGGCAGGCGUCUUGGUCUGCCUGCUCGAGUACCCCAGGAGCAAGCGACAAAAGGGCUCCACCAUGGAGAGGUGCGGCCAGAAGUACCUGACAGCAGUGGUGAAGGUGUUCGGGCCCCUCACAAGGAAUUAUUACAUCCGAGCCAUCCUGCACGCCGCCCUGGCUGUCCCCGCCGGUUUCCUCCUCUCCACCAUCCUGGGCACCGUCUGCCUGGGCAUCGCGAGUGGCAUCUACCUGCUGGCGGCGGUGCGUGGGGAGGAGUGGAGACCCAUCGAGCAGAAGCCCCGGGAGCGGCCGCACAUGGGGGACACCAUCAAGCAGCCGCCCAGCAACCCCCCGCCCCGGCCCCCCGCCGAUGCCCGCAAGAAGCAGCCGGCGGAGGUGGGGGGGCAGGUGAACCCCAUCCCCGUCGAGGCUGAGUAACGGCGGGGGGGGAGCCCUCCUGCCGCUGCCGCACCGCUUGUGCUCCUGCUUCCCAGCUGCACCCCAGCUCCUCAGGGGGAAAGCGGGGUGCCUGGCUCCAGGGGCUCCCCAAAUCCCCAAGGAUGCUCAGCUCCUCAGGGGUGUCCCCCAGCUCCUGGGGAUCCCCAUAUCCCCGGGGAUGCUCAGCUCCUUGAGGGGUCAUCAGCUCCCAGAGGCUCUAUAGCUCCUCUUGGAUUCCCAAGGAUGCUCAGCUCCCCGGGGGGGGGUGUCCCCAGCUCCUGGAGAUCCCCAAAUCCCUGAAGACUCCCAGCUCCCUGAGGGAUCACAACUCCUGGGGAUCCCUAAAUUUCUGGGAGCGCUCAGCUGCCUGGGGAGGUCCCCAGCCCUCCAAGCAGUCCCUAAUUCCUUAGGGGAUCCCCCGGUCCCUGGGGACCCCCCAGCUUUCCAGGGAAUCCCCAGCUCCCUGAGGAGUUCCUGGGCCCCACAUCACCACGGAGUUGGGGGGGGGUCAGGCAGCUGUGCUCCCUGCACCGGCGCUCGCUGUUUUUUGUCACUUUUGCGGUUGCUGUUGCAAUAAAAAG